Magallana angulata is the source of this 951-nucleotide messenger RNA. RefSeq lists its product as uncharacterized. NCBI's taxonomy places the organism in Eukaryota, Metazoa, Mollusca, Bivalvia, Ostreida, Ostreidae. The transcript has 3 exons. The record is from RefSeq and is a predicted model, not a curated record. Bases 16 to 951 code for a protein of 311 amino acids.
ACAACAGAAAGGAAGAUGAAAAACAGGAUGGAAAAGUACGAAGAUCUGGAUGGACAGAAAAUUAAUAACAACGACGCUAUCAAAGAAUGCCAGAAUAAGUUUUAUUCAAAAUUGUGUGAAUUACGUGAACGGGCUCGGAAAACGGGCCUCGAAAAAGAAUUUGUCGCCCAUGUGUUUAGGCGAGGAAAAUUUCAACCACAAAAACAUAGAUCAUGGCCCAAAAAAGUACCAAUGGCCUUGACCGUAUCGUUUCUUGUCAUGGCAGGGGUCGUAACCUUUGCUGGGGUAGUCAUAAAGGUUACCGGGUGGGAUGAGAAAAUAUGUACCUCAUUUCGCAAGUCUCAUUGCCUUCUAAAAAAUAGGGGUUUCACGAUAGAAAUCGCAAGGCCUCUAAUGAACUGUGAUUGUUGUAGAAAUCUCAAAGAGGUCCCCAUGGAAAGGAAUAUCUCCACAGACUAUUUUGUGAGGAAAUAUGCAUACACCGCAGUGCCUGUUCUUAUUAAAGAUGCUACUCAAAACUGGACAGCAUUGAUGGAUUUCAGUUUUGAUUUUUUUAAAAAUGUGUACACAACUAUGAAAAAUGCUUUGACAGUAAUCGAGGAAAAAUGUCAGUUUUUUCCUUUGAAUACAGAGUUUAAGACUCUGGCUGAUGUAUUCAACAUUUCCGCAAAAAGGGCCAAUUUUACCCCAGGGGAAAAACCCUGGUAUGUCGGGUGGAGUAACUGCCACUCGAAGGUGGCGACCGUCCUCAGACAGCACUAUAACCGACCUUACUUCCUUCCUGUGGACUCCAAGUCUAGUAGGGUUGACUGGAUCUUCAUGGGCGGGCCUGGACUUGGGGCAUUCGUUCACAGGAACGUUAAGGCCACCCACGGACAGAGAGUGCCCUUUAAUAACGAGCCAAUGUUCCAGGAACUGACGCAAUUAAACUCCACGAUAACUUCCUGUUGA